UUGCUUCUAGACUUUGCAGUGAAGGUAAUCGGAAGAUCACGUUCAAUUUUCUUUUCAGCGCUUUCGUUGUGGGCUAUUUCUCUAACGGGUUUGUUCUCCGUGGAAACUCCGCUCAUUCAUUUAUUGCUGUUCGGUUCUGUUGCUGCCGACGUCGACCCAGUUGCUGUAAUCGUCAUUUUUGAAGAACUAGGUGUCAACGAGAUCCUAUUCAUUAGCGUUUUCGGUGAAUCGCUGCUCAACGAUGGUGUUGCUGUUGUGUUCUACCGCAUGUUUGUAUCAUUCACUGAAAUUGGAACGGAGAACCUUAUUACCAUGGACUAUGUGAAUGGUGCAAUUUCGUACUUGGUUGUCUGCUUUGGAGGAAUUGGAGUUGGAAUUUUAGUGGCCCUAUGUGCUAGUUUUAUAACAAAAUAUACCCAUCACGCAGAGGUUACAGUGCUCAAUCCAGUAUUUGUCAUAGUACUACCUUUUCUUUCCUAUCUAGUUGCGGAGAUGUUCGGCUUGUCCAGUAUUAUGGCCAUCGUCUUCUGUGGAGCAGCAAUGAAACAAUAUGUGAAGGCUAACGUUCCAGAGCAAGCUUUACUCUCAAUUAAUUACUUUAUCAAGGUGCUCUCUAUGUGCUCAGAGACAGUGAUAUUUGUGUUCCUCGGUCUUUCUACGGUCUCAUCUGACCAUCACUGGGAUACACCAUUCAUCGUAUUGACUACCGUAUUCUGUCUGAUUUACCGUACUCUUGGCGUCGUUGUCAUGUGCUUUGUACUCAACAAAUAUCGUCUUAACAAAUUUUCAAAGGUUGAUCAGUUUAUUAUGGCUUAUGGCGGUCUUCGUGGUGCGAUCGCUUACGGUCUUGUUGUAGCUCUGCCGAACAUACCAGCCAAGAACAUGUUCAUCACCAGUUGUAUUGUCGUCAUCUACUUCACAGUCUUUUUGCAGGUGCACUUUCUGAAAUUAUGCAUUCUUCCGGAUCAUCUCAUUCAUUUUCUGAUUGUUGUGUUCUUCUAA
This is a messenger RNA of Cooperia oncophora, 1002 nucleotides long. The record is from the annotation of a GenBank genome assembly. NCBI's taxonomy places the organism in Eukaryota, Metazoa, Nematoda, Chromadorea, Rhabditida, Trichostrongylidae.